Hemisphaericaspora subhashii is the source of this 564-nucleotide messenger RNA. RefSeq names its product iron-sulfur cluster assembly protein. Gene Ontology annotation, biological process: iron-sulfur cluster assembly. NCBI's taxonomy places the organism in Eukaryota, Fungi, Ascomycota, Pichiomycetes, Serinales, Debaryomycetaceae. The transcript has a single exon. Bases 1 to 564 code for a protein of 187 amino acids. The record is from RefSeq and is a predicted model, not a curated record.
AUGAGUGAUCCUAUAAAUGCAAAUCCUACAGUUAUCGAUGUUUCAAAUUUACCAACACGGUUACAAGUUACUGAAACUAAGAAGGAAAAGAAUGAAGAAUUAGCAUCUAAAAUAUGUUCAUUGGCAUUUCUGGAUCUGAUUGAACAACCUGAAGAUUCAUUAGAAGAAAGUGAAAACCCAAUAGAUGAACAAGAAAUAUUUGAUUUAAUAUCCAGUAUAUCAGAUCCAGAACAUCCACUUACAUUAGCCCAAUUAGCUGUAGUAAACCUAUCAGAUGUCACCGUGACUAACAAUGAACGAGAUCAAAUUUCUGAAGUACUAAUAAAGAUCACACCAACUAUUACUCAUUGUUCAUUGGCAACAUUGAUUGGAUUAGGGAUUAGAGUUAGAUUGGAACGAAGUCUUCCGGCAAGAUUUAGAAUCAGAAUUUUAAUUAAAGAAGGUUCCCAUCAAUCAGAAAAUCAAGUCAAUAAACAAUUAAAUGAUAAAGAGAGAGUUGCUGCAGCUUGUGAAAACGAUCAAUUACUAAGCGUAAUUCUGCAGAUGCUUGCAACAUGCAAGUGA